Messenger RNA from Actinia tenebrosa (Australian red waratah sea anemone), 1756 nucleotides. RefSeq names its product patatin-like phospholipase domain-containing protein 4. Lineage: Eukaryota; Metazoa; Cnidaria; Anthozoa; Actiniaria; Actiniidae. Gene Ontology annotation, biological process: lipid homeostasis; triglyceride catabolic process. Gene Ontology annotation, molecular function: triacylglycerol lipase activity. Gene Ontology annotation, cellular component: lipid droplet; cytoplasm; membrane. The record is from RefSeq and is a predicted model, not a curated record.
CCGGGCUCCCUGUGACGGCAUGGGAAAAAAAGAAAUUCUAGUACCAGUCUCCUCUCGGAACAUUUAGGGAAUCAGGUCAUUAAAUAUUCAAAAUGGUUCGUUUGUGAUGACGGCUAAAAUAGGACUUUUAGUUAGCAGCUGACCAUAUGCUGAAUAAGUAGAUUACUGUCCUUUCUCCAAUGAACUUGUCAUUCGCUGGCUGUGGAUUUUUAGGUGUUUACCAUCUGGGUGUGGCUAAGUGCCUUGUUGAGCAUGCGCCUAACUUCUUGCGCAGCAUCAAGGCCUUUGCUGGAGCAUCAGCAGGAUCUCUUGCUGCCGCAAUGCUUGCCACAUCAGCACCAAUCGACAAGUGUUCUGAGUAUGUUGUUGAUUUAACAAAUGAAGCUCGUAAGAACCCGCUUGGCCCAUUCAGCCCACAGUUUGAUCUUGUUGGUAACUUGCGCAAGGGAAUGGAAGAAUAUCUGCCAUCCAACUGUCACAAGCUUGCUUCAGGGAGAUUAUUCAUUUCAGUAACAAGUUUAAAGACCAGAAAAAAUUUGAUGAUAUCAGAGUACGAAUCAAAAGAUGAACUUAUGAAGGUUUUACUUGCUAGUUGCUACAUUCCAUUCUAUGUUGGCCUGGAUUUUCCAGAAUUCAAAGGACAGAAAUGGGCUGACGGAGGCCUAACAAAUAACCUACCUGUCCUGCCGUUUGGAGAGACAAUACUUAUCUCGCCCUUCAGUGGCAAAGAUAUGCAUAUAUCGCCAGAGGAUGAGUCACAGGGUAUUACUGACAUUACCUUCCACAAUAUGAAUAUUUUUGUGAACAGAGAGAAUUUACAAAGAGAGCUUAGAAUUUUUAUCCCUCCAAAGAAAGAAGGAAUUGAGGAAAUUGUGCAGAAAGGAUAUGAGGAUGCACUCAAAUUUCUUCAUAAAAAGAAUCUCUGUGAUCAUUCCUUGUUGGUGGUUUGAUAAUUUAGUAGAAAUUUAGAGUUAAAAUAGCUUCAUGUACUACAACUACCAGAAUGCCUUGCACACUUUUUGAUUUAUUCACACCAUUUGUUAUUGUCUUGAAGGAUUGUGAAAUAAAUUUGCAAAGCAUUCUGGGAGAUGUAGUCAUAAAAUACUGCCAAAAUGUUAGAUAAUGAUUAAUAAUAAUUAUAAUAAUUAACAUAUAUAUAGCACCAUUUCCAGAAGCUCAAUGGCGCUUAACAAAUUAUUAAUUCAUUAAUAAUUCAAAAUUAAUUCAAUUAUUAAUGAUGUUUAUACUCUCUAAUGAAAAAAUAUUAUUAUCACACAAACGGUAAAGAUUUGUACAUGUAUGACAUGGUUCACUAAAUCAUAUCCAAGGCUUCUGUCAAUUUUUUGAGCCAGGCAGCAUUCCCAGGCAGCUGAACUAUUCUUAUAUAUGACGAGCCGAUAUUUUAUAUAAUUUGUGUAGGAUUUUAUCAUAAAAAUAAAUAUAGUUAUAAAUAUCUUGCACAUACUAAUUCAUGAUCUUAGACCACAACAAAGAACUCUUGGUCUUCUCUCGAGGAUUGAAAUCUUUCUUCAUGUUAGUAUUUCUUAUUCUAGAUUUUUUGACCUAGCCCCAGGCUAGGAUAAUUUAUUAGUGUGAGGGUAUAGUUUGUCUGUAAUCCAAAUUUACAAUGAAUUUUAAUAAUCCACUAGUCAAUUACUAACAAUAAUUAUUAUCCAAUAGUGUUAUUAUUAUGAGUAACUACUAAAAUAUAUGCUUUGGUAAUUGUAUAAAUGAAAUAAAAUUAGGCUUUCUUAAA